AUGAAAAAAUUAAAGAGACGUAUAAGCAUUGCUUUUAAGGGCUCCUCAAAUGACUCUAAUAAAAAUCAAGAUAUAAACAUGAAUUCAAUGGCUUCCUGUUUGGCAAAUGAUGUUGAUAUUAUACAUGUUUCACAUAACCAACAUAGUGGAAAUAAUUAUUCACCUAAUAAUGGUUCUGCAAUUUUUAUGGAACGCCAAAAUACACCAGGAAAUUCUACAUAUCAUAAUGAAUGGAAUCUUUCUACAUCAAUAAAUCAAAUGACGGAUAUAUAUGGAAACGAACAAUAUUACAACAAUAAUAAAUAUAUAUAUUCUCAAGAAAAUAAUAAUAGAUAUAGUCAAUUUAUACCAUGUUGUUAUUCAUCAUACAUGAAUAUUAAUCAAUUAGAUAAAAAUAAUUCUAAUUAUCGUUUACCAAAUUAUUAUAUGUAUAAAGGUAAAGCAUAUAAUAAUUCAAAAGAACAAAAAAAUGAUAAUAAUCAUCCUGCUCAAGGUAUUUAUUAUCCUCAACAUUUAGCAUACCAAAAUGAACUUUCAAAAGACUAUUCAGAUAAUACAAAGUUUAAAUUAUCUCGUUUUUCAAAUAAUAAUUUAAGAAAUAUUGGUAAUUCAAGAAUUAUUACAAGACCAGCUAGUAUAGCAGCACUUAGUAAUUCAUCUUUUUCCUUUUCCUCAUCGCAAGAUUUUUCAUCACAUUAUGGUGGGACAAAUAUUAACAUUUCAAGGAAUAAAAUACCAUCAAAAAGAAAUUCUUAUUAUUCUUUCUUGGAUAAUAAAUCAAAAGAAACUAAAGAAAGUAAACAAUUAACAAAAGAGAUACAAAAAGAUAAUUUAAAAAUAAAAUCUUCAACUGAAGAUGAAAUAGCUAAACCUAAAGUUAUUAUGAGAAAUAAAAAAUCAAAUAUAAAUGGUUUUGUAAAAGAAAAAGCAAAAAAAGAUAGAAUUAGUUCAUGGUGUGUAUCAAAAUUACUACCCUCAAAACUGGCUAUUUCAUUUUCUAACAGCAUGCAUUACUUUUCACAUAUUAAUACUUUAAUUGAAAAACGUUUUUAA
Molecule: messenger RNA, 1053 nt
Organism: Strongyloides ratti
Lineage: Eukaryota; Metazoa; Nematoda; Chromadorea; Rhabditida; Strongyloididae
Exons: 3
Coding region: 1-1053 (350 amino acids)
Source: RefSeq, a predicted model, not a curated record